This is a messenger RNA of Aureobasidium pullulans EXF-150, 2848 nucleotides long. RefSeq lists its product as uncharacterized. Gene Ontology annotation, cellular component: MBF transcription complex; SBF transcription complex. Gene Ontology annotation, molecular function: protein binding; transcription coactivator activity; DNA binding. The record is from RefSeq and is a predicted model, not a curated record. Lineage: Eukaryota; Fungi; Ascomycota; Dothideomycetes; Dothideales; Saccotheciaceae. The transcript is spliced from 2 exons. The coding region runs from base 90 to 2672 and encodes 860 amino acids.
CCUCUACACUCGCAUUUUACCCUCAAUCUGCCCAGUAACGGCCUCAUUCUACUCGCCGUCACAGCCUAUACAGGCAUUUCACACCCAAAAUGGCGCACCACACGAACCGAACUCCGCAAGACCAAGGCCAUUACUCGAUGCCCUAUGGCUCUCAGACUGCCCAGUAUGCCGUCGCUCAAUCACCAGGCAUGGCCCAGACAUUCAAAGCCUUACAAGAUGCUGGCUACGGCCAAGGUGCUUCAGCGCCUGCUCCUCAGCAGAACAUGCGUCCUACAUUCGAAAAGCCCACCAUAUAUACCGCUGUAUACUCGGGUGUCCAAGUAUAUGAAAUGGAAGUGAACAACAUUGCUUGCAUGCGACGACGCUCCGACGGCUGGCUCAACGCCACUCAAAUCCUCAAGGUUGCCGGUGUCGACAAGGGUAAACGCACAAAAGUUCUGGAAAAGGAAAUUCUACCUGGCGAGCACGAAAAGGUCCAAGGAGGCUACGGCAAAUAUCAAGGCACAUGGAUCAACUACCGCAGAGGUCGCGAGUUCUGCCGUCAGUACGGUGUUGAAGAUCUGCUGCUUCCCCUCCUAGAACACGACCUUGAUGGCUCCGGCACCGGUCAGACUACAGAGACUCCAACCAAGGAACAAGCAAUGGCUGCCAACAGAAAGAGAUUCUACGCCGCUGGUGUGCAAGAUAGGAAUGGCCCGACUGCAUCGAACACCUUCUUCCAGAACAUUUCCCCCAUGUCAUCCGUUGCUCUCGCUGCAUUGAACAAGGCUGCCCGUUUGAACUCGCCAGCCCGCCCGAGUCACAUGAGACGUUCUUCACAGCAACAACAGACCAGCAUGAUGGCCGAUGUGAGCUACCACAACAACCAAGUCCCCGACUCUGGCUACAACACUCAGAACCCUGCAUGGAGACAAGCUCCGGGUGGUCAGGAACCUCCCCGGAAGCGUAUGAGACCGAACGACGACAUUCCCGUAGACGCUUCGAUCAUGUCCCUGGACCCUACAGAGCCUGGAGAAUCUUUCCUACAGAGCACCCAGCAAUACCUCGAAGAAAAUGUCAAUGGCUCAGACGAGCCUGUUACCCUCCCACCGUUACCGGCACCAACGGGUAUUGAGGAUGAUAACAAGCGCCAGUUGCUCCUUGAGCUUUUCGCCGAGUCGUCAAGGCAAGAUUUCGCUUCACACCCAGCACUGCUCUCACUAUCACCAGAGGACCUGGAUAUACCUCUAGACACAUCUGCGAAUACCGCUUUACAUUGGGCCGCAACCCUUUCAAGAGUGCCACUACUACGACUGCUGAUCCAAAAGGGAGCUAACAUCUUCCGGGGAAACGCUGCAGGACAGAGUGCUCUCAUUUCGGCUGUGCUAGUGAACAAUUGCUGUGAGCAUUCUUCUUUCCCGGAUGUUCUGGAGCUGCUCAGUCCUUUGAUCGAAGUGAGAGAUGCACAAGCCCGUACCAUUCUCCAUCACAUUGCUGUGUCGUGCGGUAUAAAAGGCCGAGCACCCAGCAGCAAGUACUAUCUUGAAGCAUUGCUAGAGUUCUUGGUCCGUAGUGUUUCCAAGCCCGCCCCGGUCGAGAAUGGCUCAGCAACCCCUGGACAGGCAAUAAAAGAAAGAAUGAAUUUGAUGCGCUUCCUCACACAUAUAGUCAAUGCGCGAGACAAGGCAGGCAACACCGCUCUGAAUCUUGCCGCCAGGAUUGGCAACAGGGGCAUCAUUCAGCAGCUCCUUGAAGUCAAGGCCGACCCCACAAUCCCCAACCAUAAGGGUGUCACAGCCCGUGACUUUGGUGUGGGUGCUGAAGACGAGAAUGGGCAGGCCGUAGGAUUUAACAACCCGUCAAACAUUGACCCGAUUUUCUCACAAGCACAAGCACCAAACCGUCCGCCGUCACAGAACACAACUACGGAAGGCGCCACCGAAAAAGAAGCGACGCCUGUCUCGAAUACAAACAUCAUCGAAGACCAGAACCAGGAUGUCAUCUCUUCACUCACCAGCAUGCUCACAGCAAACCUCGCUCAACACAAACAACUACUCGUCGAAAAGACGACACAGAUCGACAAGCUCAACGCACAAAUCCAAGAGUUGUCCGCGGUAGCAAAGACGGAAAGCGAUCAAUUAGCAACCCUCCAACGCCGCGCCAAAUCCCGCAGCGAAGGCCAAUCUAAAAUUGCAAACCUGAAGCGCAUACUCGAAGAACGCCAUCGUAACGGCCGAAAAGUGACAAAGACGACCACAGCAGUAGGAGACGCAGAUGCUUCUGUAUCUUCGGUGCUCGCCAUUGUCGACGAACUGCCCUCAAACAUUUCAGACCCAGCACAAGUGGCUCAACAGCUAUCGCCUUCUCUUCAACAACAGAUUCUCAGCAACACACCUUCGAUUGCUGAACUACGCACUCUGAAGAAGGUUUACGAGACGAACAAUGACCGUCUACAUCAAAAAUCUACACAGCUCAAAUCACGCUCUACGCAGCUUGAGCAUCUGUAUCGUAAAGUCGUCUCUUUAUGUACAGGCGUCGCAGAGGAGAAGGUUGAAGAUCAGCUGGGUGCGCUUCUGGCUGCUGUGGAGUCCGAAAAGGGCGCACUGGGCAGAGAAGAAGCGGGUAGAGUCAGGGAGUUUUUGAUCAAAGUCGAAGGCGUCGGUGGUGGUAGCGAGGUUGCCGCUGGUGUAUAAAUGGGCAGGCGCAGAAUAUGGGUGCAUAGCGUGGGUUUCAGUUAGGCGCGGUGUAGGAGCAAAGGUUCACAAUUACAGAUACACAAGGGAUUGUAUCAUUUGCUUUGAUUUCUCUACUCUUUUGUGUGUAUGCUUUUCUGGUUGCUGUGAUCAAGUCUUAGACGCUGAAACGAUGC